ACGUCGUGUGCGCUGCUCUUCAUGUGGUGCUCAAACGAAAACAUCUGAGAGGUGUAUUUUGAAGAUCGUACGCGGAUACAGCCGGAGCAUGAAGGUUUCUGUGGCAGCUGAUCUGUCCGAACAACACAAUUCAACCUGUGGAUAGUGUGGAGUGCGUCUUGUGGCCACCGGCCAGUCUAGCCUAUCUGGGACGCUCUGCCUGUCUGUGCGCGUCUCUCUCUCUCUCUCCCCCUCUCUCUCUCUCUGCCUUUCUCUCUCCCUCUCUUUUUAUUUGUUAAACCGUUGGCUCCGGUCCGUGUCGGCGUGGGAUCCGGUGUUCCGUUUGACCUCAGCUGUGAGCAGGUAUUCAGUUUAUGAAUGGCACUGACAUGGAGGAAAUACCGUUUCAGAAAGUCAAAACCAGGCGGAAGAGAAGUCACUGUCCACCGGGCGUCCCCCUGACCACCAUCGCGUGCGAGGACGAGUUCGACUGCAAGGAGCUCGAGUCCCUGUUCCAGAACUACAACCUGAAGCUGGAGCAGACGUCCACUCUCAAAGCCCUGGCCGUGCUCAUCUUCAUGUCCUCGACGCUGGCCGUGGUGGAGUUGCUGUCCGGCCCCAGCCUCACCAUCUCCAAGGGGUCCCAUCCGGUCCACUGUGUCAUCUUCGUCUCCCUGUUCAUCGUAACUAAUGUCAAGUACCUGCAAGUGACUCAGCUCCAACAGAUUGUCAACCUGACGCUGCUCUUUGGCUUCACUUUCUCUUUCCUCUGCUGUCCCUUCUCGCUGGGCGCGAUGGGGAUGGAGCCCCCGACGUCCCCGGAGCAAGGCAUGUGGCAGCUCAUCCUGGUCACCUUCGUCGCCUAUGCGCUCCUGCCGGUGCGGACACUGUUGGCCGUUGUGCUGGGAAUAAUGGUCUCCAUCUCGCAUCUGAUUGUGACUGCCACUUCUGUCACAGUGAAAACGCAGAAACUGUGGAGAACGUUGGUUGCCAACACAGUGCUGUUCACCAGUGUCAACCUGUCAGGGCUGUUUGUGCGCAUCCUGACAGAACGAGCCCAGAGGAAGGCCUUCCUGCAGGCUCGCAACUGUAUUGAAGAGAGGCUCCGUAUGGAGGAUGAGAACGAGAAACAGGAGCGCCUGCUAAUGAGUCUGUUGCCCAGGAACGUAGCUAUGGAGAUGAAAGAGGAUUUCCUGAAGCCCCCUGAAAGGAUCUUUCACAAAAUCUACAUCCAGCGCCAUGACAAUGUCAGCAUCCUGUUUGCAGAUAUAGUCGGUUUUACCAGCCUGGCCUCCCAGUGCACAGCCCAGGAACUGGUUAAACUGCUAAAUGAGCUGUUUGGAAAGUUUGAUGAGCUUGCCACGGAGAACCACUGUCGCAGGAUUAAGAUCCUGGGGGAUUGUUACUACUGUGUGUCUGGACUGACCCAACCCAAGACUGACCAUGCCCACUGCUGUGUAGAAAUGGGUCUGGAUAUGAUUGACACCAUAACGUCAGUAGCGGAGGCCACAGAGGUCAACCUAAACAUGCGCGUAGGCUUGCAUACAGGUCGGGUGCUGUGUGGAGUGCUGGGCCUCAGGAAAUGGCAAUAUGAUGUGUGGUCCAAUGAUGUGACCCUAGCCAAUGUGAUGGAGGCUGGAGGACUACCUGGUAAAGUCCACAUCACCAGAUCUACGCUGGAGUGCCUAAAUGGAGAUUAUGAGGUGGAGCCUGGAAACGGACACGAAAGGAACGCCUUCCUCCAAAAACAUGAAAUUGAAACCUUCUUUAUUGUGCCAUCUCACCGACGGAAGAUAUUCCCAGGAUUGAUUCUUUCGGAUAUAAAGCCCGCCAAAAAGAUGAAGUUCAAAACUGUGUGCUACUUACUAGUGCAGCUUAUGCACUGCAGGAAGAUGUUCAAGGCUGAGAUUCCGUUCUCCAAUGUCAUGAACUGCGAGGACGGUGAUAAGCGGAGGGCCAUGCGGACGGCUCCACAGAAGCUGAGGAAUCGUUCCAACACAAACCAGGCUAAUCUGAUCCAGAGCAGCCCCAGAACCCGGGUCAACCGCUACAUCGGCCGCCUGAUCGAGGCCCGCCAGACUGAGUCAGACACGGCGGACCUCAACUUUCUCACACUCAUGUAUAAGUGCUCUGAGCGUGAGCAGAGGUACCACCAGCUUCCUGAUGAGUACUUCACCAGCGCAGUGGUCCUCUCUCUGAUCCUAGCUGCCUUGUUUGGCCUUGUCUAUCUUCUCAUCAUACCACAGGGCACAGUGGUACUAGUCCUUCUCGUCUUCUGCAUCUGUUUCCUAGUAGCUUGUAUCAUGUACCUGCAUAUCACUAGAGUACAGUGUUUUCCAGGGUGCCUGACCAUUCAGAUUCGCACUGCUCUCUGUAUUUUCAUAGUGCUCUUAAUCUACGCUGUGGCCCAGGCCUGCGUGGUGGGCUGUAUGCCCUGGUUGUGGAGUAGUGCCAACACCAACAGCUCCAUCGUCAUCAUUGAUGUGGACAGCGGCGCCAACCACACCAUGGCUGAGCUGCCUUGUGAUGGCGCCCGUUACGCCUUUCUGUCCUGUGUGGUGGGCACCCUUACCCUGGCACUUUUCCUGCGGGUCUCCUGGCUGCCAAAGAUGGCGCUAAUGCUCCUUCUGGGGGUGCUGUAUGUGACCGUGUUGGAGCUCAGCGGCUUUCGCAAGACUGCAGGUGGGGGGUCCUUCCACAUCCGGGGCUAUGAGCCCAUCCUGUCUCUGUUGCUCUUUGUCAGUGCCCUGGCCCUCCACUCCCGGCAACUUGACCUCAAACUCCGCUUGGACUUCCUAUGGGCUGUGCAGGCGGAAGAGGAGAGGGAUGGCAUGGAGAAAGUCAAGCUGGACAACAGGAGGAUUCUCUUCAAUCUUCUACCUGCACACGUGGCUCAACACUUCCUAAUGUCGAACCCCAGGAAUAUGGAUCUAUACUAUCAGUCUUACGCACAAGUUGGUGUCCUGUUUGCCUCAAUCCCAAACUUCAAUGAUUUCUACAUCGAGCUGGAUGGCAACAACAUGGGAGUGGAGUGCCUGAGACUGUUGAAUGAGAUCAUCGCCGACUUUGACGAGCUCAUGGAUAAGGAGUGCUACAAAGACAUAGAGAAAAUCAAAACCAUUGGCAGUACAUACAUGGCAGCUGUGGGCCUCGUCCCCACCAUUGGUACCAAGGCCAAAAAAUCUGUUUACGACCAUCUGAGUACAAUAGCAGACUAUGCCAUUGAGAUGUUUGACGUUUUGGAUGAAAUCAACUAUCAGUCAUACAAUGAGUUUGUCUUGAGAGUGGGUAUCAAUGUGGGUCCAGUGGUUGCAGGGGUGAUUGGGGCACGGCGACCUCAGUAUGAUAUCUGGGGGAACACAGUCAAUGUGGCGAGCAGGAUGGACAGCACUGGAGUACCGGGGAAGAUACAGGUGACCGAAGAGGUGUAUCGCCUGCUGAAUACCAACUAUGACCUGGUGUGCCGCGGCAAAGUCAGUGUCAAGGGUAAAGGUGAGAUGCUGACCUACUUCCUGGAAGGGAAAGUUCAGGGUGUGGGCACUGUGACCACUUCUUCAGUGAUGCGUUCCGCCAGCCUGGCGCGCCGGAUCCACUCCUGUGGCAAGACGAGUGUGCCGACCAAUCUGGGAAGUGUCUCCUCUGCCGCCAGCCUGACUGCUUUUGCCAGCAUGGGCAGCAACAUGCAGAUGAACACCGCCAACAGCAGCAACAACCAAGCAACAUGCCUGCCCUCUCCUUGCGUGCCCGCAGUGGGCGAGGAGGACGAGGAGGACUUAGAUGUGACGGAGAUUAAGAUCGAGGGUGUGGCAGCUGUUGCAGACGCAGCAGUGUAGGAAUAAAGACAAGACUGGAAAGUUAAACUUCAAUUAAAAAAGGAAGGAAAACCCUGGUUGGAGGCCUAAUGAAGACAGGGCUGUCCAGGUAUUUCCUAUAAAAUCUUGAGCUACUGGCACAACCCAGAAUAUGCUCAAUCAGGAGACGAACAUACAGAGAAAUGACACAUGGUGACAAGGACAAUCAUACUCGAUUUAGGGAUUUUUCCUGCUUGCCACUCCUGGAAGACAAAUGUGGAAUAAAGAAGAGAGAAACCCAUGAUCUGAAAUCCUCUUUUAACAUGUCUAUACCAGAUGAUUAGAUUUGUGGUGUCCCUGGGUUCCCUCAGAUCCAGAUAUAAUGUGCAUCUUUGUUUUAUAUAGUACAUAUUCCAUGUACAAGGGAUAUGUGCAUUGUUAUCCAGAAAAAGACUGAUCAUGCUAUUGCUUUUGCACUGUCUUUCUGAUUAUGCCAAGGAUACAUUGCAUUAUUUACAGUGUAAAAUGGUGUUGUUUCUUUUCAGUGUAUGUAAGCAUGCAUGUGUGUACUUGUGGGUGUGUGUAUGCAUGUGUGGUUAAUUCUGAAUUGUAACGAAACAGCACAAAAUACUUUUUUAUACUCGGAGCUCACAGGAGGAAAUUGGCUUUUUUUUUUAGACAUAUUUACAGUUGAUAGUGCAUGACUUUUUAAGAGCUGAUAGCCAUAGUAACGGUACUCCUGUUGAAAGAAAACCAAAGUAUUGAGCUUUCCAUAGAUCUUUAGUUUUACUGCUUAUAUUGCCUCACCACACAAGACACACAAGAGAGAAGAGAAAAUGUUGCAGUAGGUUGAACAUACUUGGCAUAUGGGAGCCACGUCAUCGGUAGACUUAAAAAGUGUCUUUUUGAACCCCCAGAGAGACAAAAUAGGGGUUCCUGAAUACCUUCUUACAUGUGUACGAUCAACAUCACAUCAAGAACCAAUACACCCGUAUGUAUGGUUCAAAUAUACAUGUAGGCAUCCAUUAAGGCAUUCUUCCACACAGAAGACAGCACAUACAUUACUUAAGCACAUACAAUAAGCACACAACCUUUAGCCUAAGCCUUUCAAAUGCUCCAUGUACAUUGACACAUUUUCUCAAGGCCACAGAAACUUUGGUGCAGUGUCUGGCUACUGUCGUCUUUCAGGCAUACGUUGCUCUACUCCAGCUUCUUUUUGCUAUAUAUUUAAGCUACAUUUUGAGUUUUUCCUCAAAAUGAGUUGUCCUCAUAAUGUAUGAGCUUUAGCACGUCUUUCAGAUGCAGUCUCAGACAUGUGAGGCGCUUAAGAUAUCUUUAUAGCCUAUAUCUUUAUCAUCAUAGAACUUUCACUUGAUCUGCAAAAGUGUAAAUACAUCUUGUUUCAAGUUUUUGCCUUACUCAAGCUUACAGUGAUUGCAACCUGCCUUUUUAGAUAUAUUCACUUUGAUAUGCAGAUCAUACUUUUUGUAAAUAGCCAAAAGCUGUAAACUAUGUUGUAUCUUGUACAGUGUAAAGUUGGGUUAUUGAAUAUUUUGUA
This is a messenger RNA of Morone saxatilis (striped sea-bass), 5328 nucleotides long. Its product is annotated as adenylate cyclase type 1-like. Gene Ontology annotation, biological process: cAMP biosynthetic process; adenylate cyclase-activating G protein-coupled receptor signaling pathway; intracellular signal transduction. Lineage: Eukaryota; Metazoa; Chordata; Actinopteri; Moronidae. The transcript has 20 exons. Gene Ontology annotation, cellular component: plasma membrane. The record is from RefSeq and is a predicted model, not a curated record. Bases 354 to 3812 code for a protein of 1152 amino acids. Gene Ontology annotation, molecular function: adenylate cyclase activity.